UUUGGUAAAUCAAUGACAAUGGAAAAAUCCGGACAAAGGAGAAGACUGGCGCACUGGCAAAUUGCUUUGUGUGCUUAUUUGCUGAUGUGCUUUGCGGACAGAGUUUCAACUCACAUAAGGUAUUCUGUGGCAGAGGAGGUGAAUGAUGGAUCCAUUGUCGGAAAUCUUGCUAAAGAUUUGGGUCUUGAUGUGAAUACUUUAGUGGCCCGGCGUUUCCGUAUUGUUUCUGGAUCUAAUGACGCUCUUUUCCGGCUUAAUCAGAAAAAUGGUGUCUUGUACGUUCAUGCAACGAUCGACAGAGAACAAAUAUGUGAGGGCAAUAAUCCCUGCGUAAUAGAUCUCAAAGUUGUAGUGGAAAACCCAUUGGAGGUUCAUUACGUGGGAGUAGACAUUACUGAUGUAAAUGACCACGUUCCUUCUUUUCCAGAUAAGCAACAAAGGUUAGAGAUUGCGGAGAGCACUUUACCGGGUGCGCGUUUUCAGCUCCAAAGUGCGCGUGAUCCAGAUAUCGGGAUAAACUCAGUUCAGGCGUAUAAAAUUAGCCAAAAUGAACAUUUCGAUUUGGAGAUAAGGGACAGGGGCGACGAAAAGGUUCCAUUCCUGGUUUUACAAAGAGCGCUGGAUAGAGAGCGUAAAUCUGAGCACGAACUGACAGUAACGGCAGUGGAUGGUGGAAAUCCACCAAAGGCAGGAUCUUUAAAUGUCACAGUUACUGUUCUUGAUAUCAAUGACAAUCGUCCAGUCUUCAGUCAAGAGGUUUACACGGUACAUUUACAGGAAAACUCUCCAAUAGGAACCAUAGUAAUAAAGGUGAGCGCAACCGAUCUGGACGAUGGUUUAAAUGGAGAAGUCAUUUACUCCCUUAGUAAUAAAUUAAUACGUAAAGUUUAUGAUGUAUUUGAUUUGGACGAAACAUCGGGUGAAAUUAGGGUAAAAGGCAAAAUAGACUUUGAAAACACCGAUGUGUACAGAUUAGAUGUUUUAGCCUCUGAUAAAGGCACACCUCCAAUGACUGUCGAUUGCAGGGUGAUUGUGAAAAUUUUAGAUGUGAAUGAUAACGCUCCUGAAAUAGAAAUUAUGUCACUUUUUGAUUCAGUGCCUGAAGACUCCAAGCCAGGAACCGUUAUUUCACUAAUUAGCAUUUUAGACAAAGACGCUGGUGUAAAUGGAAAGGUUUUAUGUACUUUGUCCCAGGACAUUCCUUUUGAAUUAAAACCAUCCGUAAAGGACAAUAUGUACUCUUUAAUCACAAAUUCGCGUUUAGAUAGAGAAAAGACCUCCGGUUAUGACAUAACAUUAACUGCAUCAGACUUGGGCCAGCCUCGUCAAACUGCACAGAGAACCCUAAGUGUGCAGGUGUCAGACGUGAAUGAUAAUAGUCCAGAGUUUUCUCAAAAUCCUAUUGAAAUAUAUCUAAUGGAAAAUAACACCCCCGGUGCCUCUAUUUUUUCCGUAACUGCAUCAGAUAGGGACCUUAAAGAAAAUGCAAUAAUCUUAUACAGCAUUCUUCGAGGAGAUGAUGCAAAGAACAACAUACCUGUAUUCCUAAGUAUAAAUUCUGAAACGGGAGUUAUUCACGCGCUAAAAAGUUUUGAUUAUGAAGUAGCCAAGACCUUUCAGUUCCUUGUGCUCGCUAGAGAUUCUGGAACUCCGUCACUAAGCAGCAACGUGACAGUGAAAGUGUUCAUUCUGGAUCAAAACGAUAACGUUCCAGUGAUUUUUCAUCCAGUCAGCGCUAACGGUUCUGCUGAAGGUGUGGAGGAGAUUCCCCGCAAUGUCAACGCAGGACAUUUAGUGACUAAAGUGAGAGCCUAUGACGCGGAUAUUGGAUACAACGGCUGGUUAUUAUUUUCACUGCAGGAAGUGAGUGACCACAGUCUCUUUGGGAUGGACCGCUAUACAGGACAGAUAAGGACCCUUCGCCCUUUCACAGAAACAGAUGAGGCUGAACACAAACUGAUCAUACUUGUCAAAGACAACGGAAACGUUUCGCUUUCAGCAACAGCGACUGUGAUUAUUAAACUUGUUGAGCCUAAAGAGACUUUUGCCGCAUCUGAUGUGCAAAGUACUGUAAAUCACGUAGAGGAAAAUAACAUUACAUUUUAUUUGACUAUUACCCUGGGCUCUGUUUCAGUGCUUUUUGUUUUCAGUAUAAUUGUGUUAAUAAUAAUGCAGUGCUCAAAAUCUACAGACUAUUCCUCCAAGUAUUUACCUGAGACAAAUUACGAUGGGACACUGUGUCACAGCAUCCAGUACAGAUCCGGAGAUAAACGCUACAUGUUAGUUGGACCAAGAACAAGUAUCGGUUCUACUAUAGUUCCAAGUAGCAAUGUGAAUACUCUAGUUGCACAAGAUCGUGGGAGAAUGUCUGUGGAGGUAAGACUUUAA
Messenger RNA from Tachysurus vachellii, 2388 nucleotides. Its product is annotated as protocadherin alpha-3-like. Bases 13 to 2388 code for a protein of 791 amino acids. The record is from RefSeq and is a predicted model, not a curated record. Gene Ontology annotation, biological process: homophilic cell-cell adhesion. NCBI's taxonomy places the organism in Eukaryota, Metazoa, Chordata, Actinopteri, Siluriformes, Bagridae. Gene Ontology annotation, cellular component: plasma membrane. Gene Ontology annotation, molecular function: calcium ion binding. The transcript has a single exon.